AUGUCUGACGAAGUUCAGUUUUUUCUUUCGCUUAAGGACGAGCUACCACUUCUUAUUUUGCGUAAGUCCGGGCAGACGAUUGCGGUGACAAGGGACGAACCGUCUGUGGGGUCUAUUUUGCCCUUCUCUCCGAGAGUCUGCGACUUGGUGCGAGUUUCCGACGAAGAUGUGUUGCGAAAGACAUAUGAGGACGGCUAUUUCACUGCUGUGGCGAGGGACUGGCGCAUAAAGGCGAAGGUAAACGUUUCCCUGGACCCAAUCGAGGAACGCACGCACUGGCUGUUGUUUCUGGGACGCAACAAAGGUACGGCGGAGAAGUCGAAGACGACAGUUGCCAAAAGCUUUAAAGGCACUGAAAAAGAUCUGCGUGAGGUGGUCAAUUGGUUGAAGUCCCUUUCAGUGGAGGGAUAUUGUGAGGUGUAUUUGGCAAGCGAGCCUUCCAUCUCUGAUUUGCGCGUCACAGGGGAGGUGGGCCGCCUUUGCCUUUGUCGAGGGGAUGAAAGGGUGAAUGAGCAGGUGUUUUUUGGUGACUCCAUGGACGAAAUUGCGAUUUGUCUUGAGGAGCUCUUGAGUGUAUUUUUUUUUGAUUGCGUGAGAGAGGCAAAAGCCGUCUUCUGGCCUCCGUCACUGGCACAUCCGCUGAAUAUUCACUACGGCGCGAGGGAGAUGCGUGUGGCGGAGCACAAUGCGGCCUUGCUUCCCAUGCGUCCGUUGCUACACUUGGGGCAGCGGUACAAAGAGUGGCCAAUGACAAUAAACCUGCCAACUGUCCUUGCUGCCAGUGUACCUCGCACGGGGCAGUCUUGGGAGAAAAAUCUUAUCUGCAAUAUCCACGCUCAUCUCUCAACAAAUUCAUUCAUUAAUGGAGGGGAAAAAUCUGUUGUGAGCGGUGCCUACGACUAUUACCACUACCGCGUGGAUGGGUUCAAAGAUGAUGGAUGGGGUUGUGCUUAUAGAAGUCUACAGACCAUACUGUCAUGGUUCCAGCACGAAGGAUAUAUGAAUGAGCCAAUACCAGACAUUUGCGCCAUUCAGAAUAUUUUGUAUGCAAAAGACCCAGAUAAAAUGAAUCGCAAGGAAUUUAUUGGAUCAAAGGAAUGGAUAGGAUCUUUUGAAGUCAUGAUUGUGAUACAGCACUUCCUCCCAGGUAUGGAUUGCAUGAUAAGGCGUAUGGAAAGUGGUUCUGACCUGGAAACUGAUCCGUCCGUCCAGCAAACUCUGGUGAACCACUUUCGACAAAAGAGGGCGUGCCCCGUCAUGAUUGGUGGAAGUAGCUACGCUCAUACAAUUCUGGGCGUUGAUGCAAAUCUGGCCACAAUGGAGGCGCGCUAUUUGGUGGCAGACCCACAUUACUCAAGUGGUGAAACCAGCUUGAAGACAGUUGUGAAGAAAGGCUACGUGGGAUGGAAGGAGGCGGGGAAGUUUUUUGAAUCCAACAGCUGGUACAACCUUUGCAUCCCACAGCUGGCAACCUACGAUCCACGUUGA
Trypanosoma cruzi is the source of this 1488-nucleotide messenger RNA. RefSeq lists its product as uncharacterized. The record is from RefSeq and is a predicted model, not a curated record. The transcript has a single exon. The coding region runs from base 1 to 1488 and encodes 495 amino acids. Lineage: Eukaryota; Euglenozoa; Kinetoplastea; Trypanosomatida; Trypanosomatidae.